Molecule: messenger RNA, 571 nt
Organism: Schizosaccharomyces cryophilus OY26
Lineage: Eukaryota; Fungi; Ascomycota; Schizosaccharomycetes; Schizosaccharomycetales; Schizosaccharomycetaceae
Product: 40S ribosomal protein S27
Exons: 3
Coding region: 234-485 (83 amino acids)
Biological process (GO): ribosomal small subunit assembly; translation
Cellular component (GO): cytosolic small ribosomal subunit; ribosome
Molecular function (GO): RNA binding; structural constituent of ribosome
Source: RefSeq, a predicted model, not a curated record
AAAGAACUGGUGUGAAAAUAGAAGAGAAUUAACUAACUGAAAACCAAUUUUAUUAUAACCUCGAUACGUUCAGUUUCCAGGAAGCAUUGUUUCCUUUUUUUAAUGUUACCUCAACGAAACGUAACAUACACGGAAAAGUAGCGAGGGCAAAAAGUAGUGACUGCUUUUUGGGACGACACAAAGAAAGCAGCGAGUGGCUGUUUGGAAUCUACCUCAAGCAAUUCACUAACAAGAUGGUGUUGGCAGUUGAUCUCUUGAACCCUACUCAUGAAUCUGAGAUGAGAAAGCACAAGCUCAAGCAGCUUGUCCAAGGCCCUCGCAGCUUCUUUAUGGAUGUCAAGUGCCCUGGUUGCUUCAACAUUACCACUGUUUUCUCCCACGCUCAAACCGUUGUUAUCUGCGGCUCUUGUGCUUCCGUUCUUUGCCAACCCACUGGUGGUAAGGCUCGCCUUAUGGAAGGAUGCUCUUUCAGGAGAAAGAACUAAAGCUCUUGAUGCUUUUCUGCAUUGUUAAUAUGCGAAAUAAAAUUUUGUCUUGAGCAUGUGGUAAUAAAUGUGGUUGUUUUAUUGUG